AUGAAUUUUCUGCUUGGUAAUUGGAUAGGAAAUUUGUUCAACAAAUCGUUAGAGGAAGUCAAAAUUGGUGGGAGUGUAAUCUUCUGUGAAGCUGUGGCCAUAUACGGAGUUAUUGUGGCUAUUAUUCUACAGACAAAGCUAGAGAGUGUCCCGUCUGCAAAUACAUUUAAUGCAGAGUCUAUGAGAGCAGGGUUUGCUAUAUUUGCAUCUGGCAUCAUUGUGGGUUUUGCCAAUCUAUGUGAUAUGUUUUGCAGAGUUUGUGUUGGCAUAAUUGGAAGUAGCUGUGCACUUGCAGAUGCCCAAAAUUCUUCACUAUUUGUGAAAAUUUUAGUAAUUGAAAUUUUUGGAAGUGCACUUGGGCUGUUUGGCGUAAUUGUUGGAAUCAUUAUGUCAGCUCAAGCAGCGUUUCCAACAAAGGUUCAAUAGGAGGCAUAAUUUUACAACAAUUUCUGCCGUGAAAGUCUUCUUGGAGGGCAUUGUUUUUCAUGCACCAUGUUUUUACAUUGCAUUACAUUAGAUAAGUAUGUACUGAAAUGAGUUGAUUAUCUCUCAUUUAUGUGCACAAUCAUGGCAAUCAUAAUAUUUUAAUUUUAUCA
Molecule: messenger RNA, 596 nt
Organism: Cryptomeria japonica (Japanese cedar)
Lineage: Eukaryota; Viridiplantae; Streptophyta; Pinopsida; Cupressales; Cupressaceae
Product: V-type proton ATPase subunit c''2-like
Exons: 3
Coding region: 1-426 (141 amino acids)
Biological process (GO): proton transmembrane transport
Cellular component (GO): proton-transporting V-type ATPase, V0 domain
Molecular function (GO): proton-transporting ATPase activity, rotational mechanism
Source: RefSeq, a predicted model, not a curated record